GCGGCUGCUCACAGUCCUGCGAAGCAUCCCUCUCGCUCUCGCUCAUCCCUUUUGGAGGCCAUGGCGCCGUUCCGAUUUCUCUGUCCUUUUCCCACGCGGAUCCCGCAUUACCGUCGGAAGGUCUUCCGGUCCUUUUCUCUCCUUCUCUCCUUCGACCGCCGUAGAUUCUCUGCCCUUCGCUCUCCCUCCAUCGGCGCCGCGCUCACGGCUGCUUUUCGCGUCGUGAAUGGUGGGGCGCGGGUGAACGCGUUCGCACGACAGUCCUUCCGCGGAUUGCGGAGGUUGUGUUGUCUGAUGUCUCGUGUGUUCGAUGUCUCUCGUUAUCAUCUCGGUGUCAGUCCACGGCGUACGGUUCCCUACAAAACACGGUUGACGUAAACUCCGCGUGGCACGGCCGUAGGGUAUACGCACGGGUGGGAGAGAGGAGCAGGAGCGGCCGCAGGAACUGGUCGCCGCUCGCUCAUCGCUUCCCGUCUUCCGACGACGUCAUUGUCGUGUUAUACCGUGCGGCGGGAGAGUCCUGUCUGUGCCGCGUCGCGUGGGUGUAUUACCGCGAUACAUACCUCAUUUCUCUCUCUUGCUAACCUCGUUGAGGUUACCGUUCGCGUCGGUGUUCUCUCUGUUAUCGUUCUCACGUUAUUCCAUCGCGGAGCGUCGACGCACACGAACCGCGUGUGCGCGUACUGCGAAUCGUGGACCACGAGUGCAUAUCCGCGUGAAUUUGCCAAUCAGUGAUCAAAACAUCUUGUGCGACGAUACUUUCCGCAAUUGUACUUUUGAACGCGAUCAUCACACGACUGUGGAUCUGUCGAAUCUAUUACGACAAUCGCGAUUGGUGAACGAGAGUCACGUGACACGCUUGAUUUUGGCGGACGACAUCAGAGAGCACUUGUGCAAUGAAGAACUCUAGAAUCUUUCUAAAACUUUGGCACGACGGAAUCUGUGUUUUCUGUAGAUUUCGACUCAUCUGCGAGUAGUAUCAAGUGAACGGCGCGCUUAGUGUGAAGCAAGCGGUGCGUUGGCGUGAAGCAAGCGCCGCGUAUGUCAGGCGAGCAGUAUGUGAAGCAAACGCAGGGAGAAAAGAUCCAAUGAGCAAUUAGCGGACGGGAUGUGAGUCACGUGACACAUGUAAAUUUCGACUAGUCUCUUUCCCGCGACUUUGAGCGAUUUUCUGCCAUUUCGCGAGACGUCGCCGGACCGGAAUCAAGUGCAUACGGAAGAAAAAAAAUGUACCGCGAGUGUUUCGGAGCGACGGUUCGUGUUUUUCGGAGUACUUACGGGAAAGUAUAGUCGUGUUGUAGAUGUCACCAGUAUAAUUGGACGUGUGACUAGAUCGUAACGGGUUCCUGCCGAAAGUGUUUCUCAAGGACUUCGUGGACAUCUGCGGAGUUGCGGAAAUGACGAGCCAUCCUUCUACCGUGACAUUCCAUGAAGUCGACGAACGACGGCGUCAGAAGGAAAGAUCGAUCGCCGAUCGUCAUUGCUGACUUGACACGAGGCUGUCGCGCGAUCCGCUCGACCUCUAGAUGAAUCACCGUGACCUAUCGUGGAGCCUACGCACGCGAGUCACAUCGAUCGAAUCAUGUACAAAAUACUGCGCCGCGGCUCCGGCCGCGUCCUGGUCCUCUGCAUCGUGGUACUGUCGCUUUUGUUGUGCCUGUACUACGUCAGCCAGGUCCAGGCGCCGUCGACGGGCCAUCCCGCCGCCGGCGCCGCCAUUCUGAAUGAGGAGCUCAGAUACGACCGCAGUCUGACCUCCGUCACGCCGGAUUACAGCGAGUCGCCGGAUGCUCAGGUGUCACUCGCCACUUGUCCCAUAAUCGUGCCGCGAAACGCCGACAUUGACGCCCAACAAGAGUUCGGGAAGUUCGACUUUCAGCCCUCAUGGAUGCGGAGCCGGGAGUAUUGGGACGACAGUUUCGAAGCGCGUUUCGCUGAGCUGCGGAAAGAUCCAACGAGGCCGCCCUUGAAGGUUAUCCUUGUGCCACACAGCCACACCGAUCCGGGAUGGCUGAAGACGUUCGAGCAGUACUUUCACAGUUCCACGAGGAGCAUCCUGAACAACAUGGUCUCGAAGUUGCAGCAGUGGCCGAACAUGACCUUUAUCUGGAGCGAGGUUUCGUUCUUAUCGCUGUGGUGGGACAGUGCUCAUCCAACGAAGAAGAUGGUCGUGAAGAGAUUAGUGAAGGAUGGUCGAUUAGAGAUGACCACUGGAGGCUGGGUAAUGACCGACGAAGCGACUUCCCACAUUUAUGCCAUGUUGGACCAACUAAUUGAAGGCCACCAAUGGCUGAAAACGAAUCUCGACGUGAUCCCCGAAUCGGGCUGGUCCGUCGAUCCGUUCGGCCACGGCAGCACAAUACCCUACUUCCUCAAGGCCUCGGGCGCGUCCGGCACGGUGAUCCAGAGGAUACAUUACGCGUGGAAGCAGUGGUUCGCGAAGAAGCAGUACGGCGAUUUCGUCUGGCGGCAGCCAUGGGAUCGCACCGGCGUCGCCGACAUGCUCACCCACAAUCAGCCCUUCGACAUUUACAACAUCAAACACUCGUGCGGCCCGCAUCCGCAUGUCUGCCUGAACUUCGACUUUCGCAAGAUACGCGGCGAGUACACAGAGUACUCGGUCCGCGCUGUCGAAAUCACGCCCAACAAUGUUAAGCAGAUGGCCGAGCUACUGUUGGAGCAAUACGCGAGAACUGGCUCCUUGUUCACUCACAAUGUCGUGCUGAUGCCACUCGGUGACGAUUUCAGGUACGACCACGCAGUCGAGUGGGAUCAACAGUACACUAAUUACAAAAUCCUGAUGGACUAUAUAAACAGCCGCAAAGACGAGUACAACGCAGAAGUGAUAUUUGGUACACCGAAAGACUAUUUCCGCGAGAUACAAAAACGCGUGAGCAAGUUUCCAUCGCUGACGGGCGACUUUUUCGUGUACUCAGACAUCUUUAGCGAGGGCAGACCGGCCUAUUGGAGCGGCUACUUCACCACUAGACCGUAUAUGAAGAUUUUAGACCGCGAGCUUGAGGCGAACCUCAGAUCUGCCGAGAUUCUGUAUACAAUCGCGCUGAAUCUGGCCAAGCAGUCAAACAAGGAUAUCAAACUUUACGAGACAUACUUUGAAAAGCUGGUGAAGGCGCGGCGGAAUCUAGGUCUGUUCCAGCAUCACGACGCGAUUACCGGCACCUCCAAGUCCUUCGUCAUGAAAGAUUAUGCGCUGAAGCUGUUCGAAUCGAUCUCCGAUACCACGAGCUUGCAAAGUUUCGCCAUUCAAUCGCUGGCGGCCGUCACAAACGGCAAGUCGAACUCUGUUUACGUGCUAGCCGAGUCUGAUAGAGACAGCUACGAGAAACUACCGAAGAAGAUUCCGAUUGGCGUGAACGGUCACGAGACCAGAAAGAUCGUUCUUUUCAAUCCGCUCGCGCAACCCAGGCAGGAGGUGAUUAGUCUCAAGAUCACUUCGUACAAAAUCAAGGUCCUGGAUCCUCAGAAGAAUCCCAUCCCCUAUCAGAUCGCGCCCGUGAUGAACGCCACGAGCAUCACGCACGACGUGUACGUGCUGCUCUUCGUGGCCGAACUGAAGCCUCUGUCAAUCGCCACGUAUCAUUUGCAGCAGGUCGACAAGGUACCGGUGGAGGCGAUUUCAACGGUGUACUGCAGCCGCUGCGGCAAGGACAACGUCUUCCCCAUCAAGCCGAUGCAGGUGGGCGACGUGCAGCUGGAGAAUCAACGAAUGAAGUUGCUGUUCGACGGGCAGACCGGCUUCCUGAAGCGCGUAACGAAGAAGUCCACCGGCAAGAUUAUGCAGUGCGCGGUGCAGUUCGCAGCGUACCCGUCGGCGCAGUUCCACAGCGGCGCUUAUCUCUUCAUGCCGGACCCGAACCUCCGCGACACCGACAAGGACGUGCUCGAGGCGUACACGCCGCACCAGAAGAUCUACAUCGUCAGCGGCGCCCUGAGCUCCCGACUCACCGUCGAAUACGGCAGACUGCUGACGCACCACGUGGCCAUUUACCACCGCGACGGUGGCCUCGGCGAGGCUAUCUACCUGCGCAACAUCAUCGACUUCGAGACGCCGCCGAAGAACCGCGAGACCGAGAUGUUUAUGCGCCUGCAAACCGACAUUUCGAACGGCGAUCCGCCCGAAUUCUACACCGACCUGAACGGCCAUCAGAUGAUCAAGCGCACCAAGAUCGAGCGCAUCGGCAUCGAAGGUAACUACUUCCCUAUCACGACUAUGGCCUACAUCGAGGACGCGAAUCACCGGCUGACACUGCUGGUGAACCACUGCCAAGGCGCAGCGAGCUAUCAACCCGGCUGGCUGGAAGUGAUGCUGGAUCGCAGAACUCUGUACGAUGAUUCGCGAGGUAUGGGCGAGGGUCUGCUGGACAAUCGGCGGACCGUCAUCAAGCACUGGCUACUGCUGGAGGACAUCAGCGGCGAGAAGGGCACGUACUCGAGGCCGUCGCUGUUCGCUAACCACCUGAGCAACGCUCUAAACUACCCGGUGAACAUCUUCGUGGUGGACGGCAGCGAGCAAGAGGUCACGAUGGCACCGGAAGUUCGACUGCUGAGUCAGAGUUUUCCGUGCGACCUUCACUUGUUGAACUUGCGCACCAAUCACGAUCAGAAACUACCGCAUUUCCCGGUGAACAGUGCUCUCAUGGUGCUACACCGGCAGGGCUACAGCUGUUCCGUCGGCGUCGACGUGGUGCUGAAGCACUGUCCUCUUACGGAGAGACUCGCGCAGGGAACCGCGUUCUACAAGCUCGACAAGGUCAACAUUACGAAGACCUCGUUGACCGGCACGAGGCCGGGGACCCGCCUCAAGGAGGGAUUCCAGGAGAUCGGACUGCAGCCGAUGCAACUCGAAACGUACAACGUGAACUUCGUGCAAUGAUCCUAAGCCUGUCGAUCGGCCGAUGAUCGCUCGUCGCGUCCGUGUUAAUCGGCUGAAAUUCCGACAGUGCGCGUCUGCCCGCUUCCAAACGACACUGCCGAUAUAAUCGUACUAAAUGCUACCUCUUUGACUUUUACGCGCGACACUGUUGGCGGUGGAGGACACAAAAAUGCUUCCGGAAGCGAUAGAAAAGUGCGCAGGUAAUUAUUUACCUAAAUUUCUCGCGGAAUAGUAUGGGAUAAGAACGAAGGACAAAUAGUAUUCAACUACGAAUAACAUACGACGAUUAGAACAUAAUUGAUUCAUUAAUUGAUUAAAGAUUUGUUUAAUACAAGAAAUCUUGAAGAUUUUUCAUCAAUUUUUAACGCUUUAUAGUCCUUAUCAAUUUCUUUUUUGGCUUAGAAAUAAAUUCUUUAUACUAUUUUCUUUAUAUCCAAUUUCUUUUCUUAAUCGCUACUCUUGUAAAAAAGGAAACGAAAGUUUUAUAACAUGUCGAAGAUUUAUAAAUUCGUGUACGAUAAAUCUCGCGAGUUAUUGAAAUAAGCAUUAACUUAGAAAUUUUCCACGCUAUUCUAUGUCGAGAGUGAGUUUAGCGAAGUUUUGACGCGAUUUCAGUUGCAUUGCGUUUUGCAAGAAAACUUGAAAAAACGGUGAGAAAGUGUGCAUGUAAAUAUUUCGAAUGCAAAACGAUUAAUUAUACGACAAUUGUGACAAACGUGCAACGCGUGCGUGCACUAUUGUAUAUAUUACUCCUGUACGUUGUAUCCUUACGUUUUAUUAUCGAACGGCAGGAAUAUGGGAGGUAUCGUGAGGAAGAGAGAAGGGGAGAGGCGAGAGGAAAAGAUAUGUACACGUAAAUAUAUAAAUAUAUUAGUGAUUUACUCUAUUCGAAGUCUGAAAGAUCUAAUUAAUAUAUGCGUAUAUAUUAGAUCUAAUUAAUGUACGUAUUA
Messenger RNA from Linepithema humile (Argentine ant), 5844 nucleotides. Lineage: Eukaryota; Metazoa; Arthropoda; Insecta; Hymenoptera; Formicidae. The record is from RefSeq and is a predicted model, not a curated record.